This is a messenger RNA of Leptidea sinapis, 799 nucleotides long. RefSeq names its product calaxin-like. Lineage: Eukaryota; Metazoa; Arthropoda; Insecta; Lepidoptera; Pieridae. The coding region runs from base 100 to 768 and encodes 222 amino acids. Gene Ontology annotation, molecular function: calcium ion binding. The transcript has 5 exons. The record is from RefSeq and is a predicted model, not a curated record.
CAAAAUUUCAAGUGUCACUUUUGUUUACAAAAUAAAUCAUCAUAAUAAUACAAUUUAAUUAUUUUAAACUUAUUUAUUUUAUAAAAAAUAAUAAUAAAAAUGUCGGCUUCACUUGAUUCUUCUUUGGACCCUAUGGAAGAGAUACGGUUUCGUAAAAAACAUGGAGCUAUGUGGAUGGAAAUACAAAAGGACACACAUUUUUCAUUCGAUGAACUUGAGCAAAUCAUGGUGAUUUUUUUUAAGAUUCAAAAACGUGAUGAAAAGCCCGCUGCUUCUGAUUUGAUAUCCAGAUCCCAUUUUAGAGAUGUAUUACAUACCGGCCUAGGUAUGACAGAUGCCUAUAUGAUGGAAAGGGUAAUGGUGGCUUUGGAUAGAGGAACCUCCCCUUACGUGACCAUGGCAACAUUUGCUAAAGCACUGUCCUUGUAUCUGAGAGGUGAUUUGGAGGAACGUAUAUCGUACGCAUUUACUUGCUAUGAUUUACUGAGCGAAGGACAUUUGAGAAGAGAAACAAUGUAUCAGUUGAUGAAAAAGAGCUUAGCAAAGGCAUCCAGAGAUGACGAUGUUGAAGAAGCUGUUAAGGAACUAGUUGAUAUAAUGCUGAAGCGGAUGGACGCAGAUCUCGACGGAGUCAUCAACUUUGAAGACUUUCACAAGUCAGUUACAAAAACGCCAUCCCUUCUAGAAAGUCUUGGAUAUUGUCUCCCGGAAAGACCAGCUGUUUACUCAUUUAUAGCGACGUGGUGCCCGAACUGGGGCAAAAUGUAACAUAACGCAAACAAAUAAAGACUAAUAUGAU